Prunus armeniaca (apricot) is the source of this 207-nucleotide messenger RNA. The record is from the annotation of a GenBank genome assembly. Lineage: Eukaryota; Viridiplantae; Streptophyta; Magnoliopsida; Rosales; Rosaceae.
AUGGCUAUGAAAUUAGAUAUGGCUAAAGCAUAUGAUAGAGUGGAGUGGGCUUUUCUGGAUGCCAUGAUGGAAAAGUUGGGUGUCUUGAUCAAUGGUGAGCUGUCAGGGCAUAUUAUUCCAAGUAGGGGUUUGCGUCAAGAGGAUCCAUUAUCUCUUUUUUUGUUCCUCAUACGUGUCGAAGGACUUAAGGCGUUGAUUCGACGGUAG